This is a messenger RNA of Choloepus didactylus (southern two-toed sloth), 783 nucleotides long. Its product is annotated as general transcription factor IIF subunit 2-like. NCBI's taxonomy places the organism in Eukaryota, Metazoa, Chordata, Mammalia, Pilosa, Megalonychidae. The coding region runs from base 19 to 783 and encodes 254 amino acids. Gene Ontology annotation, biological process: transcription initiation at RNA polymerase II promoter; transcription by RNA polymerase II. Gene Ontology annotation, cellular component: transcription factor TFIIF complex. The record is from RefSeq and is a predicted model, not a curated record. The transcript has a single exon.
UCUGAAGGCAGCAGACCCAUGGCUCAGAGAAUGCAACUCGACUUGGAAGGGAUUCGACAGAACAACCAGAUGUGGCUAGUGAAGGUUCCUAAAUACCUGUCACAACAGUGGCAUAAAGCUUCCGGAAGAGGUGAAUUAGGGAAGCUGCGGAUUACCAACAAUCAAAGAAAGACUGAGUUGUCAUUUACUUUGAAUGAGGAACUUACAAACAUCGACAUUGAUGGACAACCAGGCCCAGCCACUGCUCCCAGGGAGCAUCAGUUUUUCUUGCAGGAGCUGGGAGGGCAAAUACUCACAGUACUGACCGAGGGUGCCCAGGACAAGCUCUCAUUAGCAGGAACAGUGGUACAGCGAAUGGAAUGCAGACCUGCUGUAGGUGAAAACUACAUGAGACUCAAGAGGAUGCAAAUAAAGGAAUCUUCCAAACCUGCCAGAACUGUACAGAAACUGGACAAGGUUGUCACAACCAAUUAUAAACCUGUUGCUAAUCAUCACUACAAUAUCGAAUAUGAGAAGAAAAAGAAAGAAGAUGGGAAGAGAGUGCGAAUUGAUAAAGACCAGGUUUUAACCGUGCUAUUUUCUGCCUUUGAGAAACACCAGUAUUAUAACGUCAAAGACUUGGUGGACAUCACUGGGCAACCUGUGGAGUACCUGAAGGAAAUCUUGAAUGAAAUAGGUGUUAGGAAUGUAAAGGGGCCCCACAAGAACACAUGGGAGCUGAAGGCAGAGUACCAACAUUAUCCAGCAGCAGCCAAAAGUGAGGAAGAAAAUCCUUUGCCAUGA